Molecule: messenger RNA, 495 nt
Organism: Penicillium taxi
Lineage: Eukaryota; Fungi; Ascomycota; Eurotiomycetes; Eurotiales; Aspergillaceae
Exons: 1
Coding region: 1-495 (164 amino acids)
Source: RefSeq, a predicted model, not a curated record
AUGGCACAGGCCAAUCUUUCAUCUGCCAGCUCCUCGAGUUGCAGUCUCUUACAUGAUCUGCCUUCAAACUACGUGAUCCGAACAUUUUCUACCCUCAAGCAGGUGUCUCAAGAUGUUGACAUCUCUAAAAAUCUCGAAGACCAGGAAGAUGCAAACCAAUUUCUGGUCUUACUGGGAUUGAACCCGAGAAUCAUACACCAGCUAGACGAAUCCCACAGACACCUUUUUGGAGCCAAUUUUCGUUUUGAGUGGGAAGGCUCAGUUGGAGUAAUCAAAAUUGUCCCAUGCAAUACCCAUGAAGUCUCCACCGAACGCUCCAAAUCAAUCAUGGACACCCAGCUAAUUCAGAUGGAUAUCAUCCGACCUUCUAAUCGCCGAUGGGUCGGAACAACUUCUUAUACGUCAACCAACAGUGGCAAGCAACCAGACCAAGCUUUUGUACCCCUUCUCAUCGUGGUCUCCCGAGAAUGCGUGAUGGUUGGCCAACUUUUGUGA